AUGUUUGUAGUAGCUUCAUUAGUUAUGGUGGUGAUUUUGAACAUUCUCGACACAAAUUCAACCCCACUCCAUCAGUUUCAAUCAGCAAAGAGUCAUAACCUGUUCGAGAGGAUGGGUGAGGAGGUAUCUGCACUUGCAACAGUAAUUGAGCGCCAAGAAAUGAAACUUGGAGUUGGUAAAUCUUCAGGUCAGGAGUCACAAUAUCAUCCACAAGCAUGUCAAGGAUCAUAG
Dovyalis caffra is the source of this 231-nucleotide messenger RNA. The record is from the annotation of a GenBank genome assembly. Lineage: Eukaryota; Viridiplantae; Streptophyta; Magnoliopsida; Malpighiales; Salicaceae.